This is a messenger RNA of Malania oleifera, 1994 nucleotides long. RefSeq names its product probable pectinesterase/pectinesterase inhibitor 35. Gene Ontology annotation, molecular function: pectinesterase inhibitor activity; pectinesterase activity. The coding region runs from base 104 to 1777 and encodes 557 amino acids. Lineage: Eukaryota; Viridiplantae; Streptophyta; Magnoliopsida; Santalales; Ximeniaceae. Gene Ontology annotation, biological process: cell wall modification. The transcript has 2 exons. The record is from RefSeq and is a predicted model, not a curated record.
AUAUGAACAAACUCGCCACUUCCUCUCUUAUACGCUUCCCUUCUAUCCUUCCACCCCCAACUCCAUCCCUCAAAUCUCAUAAGGAAACAAAAACUAAUUAAGCAUGUCCCAAGGGCCAAUCUUCUGCUACCAUGGAAAUCAACCAAGAAAUAAAUAUGGUAGCCAACCAAGAAACAAAUACAUUCUGCAGCGAUUCUCCCUUUCCAUCAUCAUCAUAAUCAUCACGCUUUUAACUCCCACAGCUUCAUGCACCAACACUUCUCAAACAACCCUUUGCUCAAACACCCCUUACCAGCACGCGUGCCAAAUGGCCCUCCUCUCCUCACCCCACCAGGUUAACCCACCGGACCUCUUUCGCCUCUCCGUUCAGUUCAGUCGACAUCAGGUUCUGUCCCUGGCUCGAACCCUCUCCCACAACCUCACCCUUUCACAUCAACCGAAAUCUCGCGCCGGCGCGGUCGGUCACGUCGGCAACUGCGUUGACUUGCUCGACGACAGUCUCGACCAGCUCGAUUCCGUCCUUAAAGCUAAGAACGCCAACGACGACACCCACACCUGGCUUAGCGCCGCCUUAACCAAUCAAGAAACCUGCCUCGAAAUACUUCAUAAUUUUAAUUUUCCCGGUGCAGGACGCCGAGGAGUGUCGGUUAGCGCCGAGGCCCAGAACUUGGUGCACUCCGUGAGAAAUUCCCUAGCGCUUUAUGUGUCUGGGGGAAAAAAGAAAACGGUGAAGGGUGGUUCGGGCGGAGGCGGCGGACGGAGAUUGCUUUACGAUGGCUUCCCGCAGUGGGUGGGGGCUGCAGAGAGGAGGCUGAUGGAAGCUUCUGCGGAAGAGAUUGCACCGGACGCAGUAGUGGCGGCGGACGGGAGUGGAAGUUACCGUAGCCUCGCGGAGGCGCUUGCGGCGGUGGCGGCCGUGGGUGGCGAGCGUAAGAAAAUUUAUAUGAAGGCGGGGACUUAUCGUGAGAACAUAAAAGUAUCGAAGGGUCAGACAAAUGUCCUGCUAUAUGGCGAUGGAAAGGGCAAAACGGUCAUUGUAGGUGAUAAAAGCUCUAGCGGCGGCUCGUCAACCUUCGACUCGGCUACUUUUGCUGUGACGGGCGACGGAUUCAUGGCUCAAGACAUAACGUUCAUGAACAGCGCAGGCCCCGGGAAAGGCCAAGCCGUCGCACUCGUCGUAGCCUCCGACAAGUCGGUAUUCUUCCGAUGCUCCAUCGUCGGCUACCAAGACACCCUUUACACUUACUCUAAGCGUCAGUUCUACCGAGAUUCGGACAUCUACGGCACCGUCGACUUCAUCUGCGGCAACUCCGCCGCCAUCUUCCAGAACUGCAACAUUUAUUCCCGAAAGUCGGGGGGAGAUAACUUCGUCACCGCUCAGUCCCGCACCGACCCCAACCAGAACACCGGCUUCUCCAUUCACAACUGCCGGAUCACGGCGGAGUCAGGGGCGGGUCACGGCAGUGCGAGGACGUAUCUGGGGAGGCCUUGGAUGGAGUAUUCGAGGACGGUGGUGAUGCAGUCGUACCUGGACGACGUCGUACCGGCGGAGGGAUGGGCUCGUUGGAAUGGAAAUUUCGCUCUGGGGACGCUGUAUUACGGGGAGUACAUGAACUCAGGGCCGGGGGCGUCGACUGGUGGCAGGGUGAAGUGGGCCGGCUACCACGCGGCGCUCGCGCCCUCGGAAGCACAAAAAUUCACGGUGGCGAAUUUUAUAUCUGGGAAUCUUUGGUUGCCCUCCACUGGCGUGUCUUUUGAUCCCGGACUGCUUCCUUAGUUAGCCUGGAUGAAAAGACCAAGUGAAAUGAGAGAAAUUAUACAAUUGUGUUGAUGUGAAAUGUGCAAAAUAAGGGAUCCUACAUUUACUAAGUGUGUAUAAUAAAUGAAGAAUGGGACCUAUUUGCUAUAGUUUCUGUGUCAGGAAAAUGACACAGUUUUACAUAAUUAUGUUUAAGUAAGUACCCGUGAUGAAUAGUAUUGCUCUUAUCUUUUAA